AAGCAAAUUAAAGCAAAUGCUUAAUUCAAUUAAUUCAAAAAGAACUCAUUAUUGUUACUCCUCCAUUUACUAUUACUAGUAUACUCAAAUUUCAAAAUGAACUAAUCAGAAUUACUCCUCCCACUGGUACUUCUCUCCCUGUAAGUGCAACGUUUGUGCUUCGCCAUCCCUCUCCUCUAUAAGCGAAGUACUACUUUACUGCUACUGCAAGAAAGAAGUUGGGAGGAUCAUCUGAUUUUUGGCGUCUCGAUCGAGAGUUUGUCAAUUAUCUCUCAUGGCAGCCGAUGGUAAUUUUACAUGUUUCAUGUGUUCCGUGUGUGUGUUUCUUGAUCUACAGACAAGAUUGUUUUAGUUAGUGAGAUCGAUCUGCCGCGUUUGAUCCGCUAAAAAGAAUCCAAUUCCAUGCUCCGAUCUUUGUCCUAGUUCUGAGAUCCAACUCCGUUGACAAGCAUGCCAAAUUAAUUCUGGUUCUCCCUGUAGUGCAACAUUUGUGCUUCUCCAUCCCUCUCUAUAAGUGAAGUACUUUACUACUGGAAGGAAAAAGUUGAGGAUCAUCUGAUUUUUGGCGUCUCGAUCUCAUGGCUGAAGUUGCUGCAGCUUCCAUCCCACCUACCUGGGAGAUUCAGAAAUGCAUAUGGGUUCCAAUUGCUACACGCAUCAAUUACGCCAGAAAAUUGACAAACAAUUGGGAAGCACUUUGCAAGAAAGCAUUGGAAUUACGUUCCAAGAAAGAUGACAUUGUUGCCGAAAUUGAAAGAUUCCGUCUGCAGAAAACUCCAACUCAAGAAUGUGUUAAUUGGAGAAACGAGGUGGCAGAAAUGGAGAACAAGGUUGUGACCUUAGAACAAGAGUUCAAUGUUGACAAGAAAUGUGUUUGGGGAUUAUUUCCAGACAUUUUUGAGCGUAUGAAGCUUGGUAAGCAAGUAGUAAAUAUGAUCUCCAAGAUUGACCUACUCAUAGAAAAAAAGUUUGAAAAUGGAUUUCUCGUUGAUUCACCACUAGCUAGAGUUGAGAGAAGGCCCGACCCCGCUUCAACAUUGUCAAGUUCUGCGCAUCAUACACUAGACAUGGUACUGAAUAAACUUCGAGAUGAGAGCACUCAAAAGAUUGGUAUUUGGGGAAUGGAAGGAGUAGGUAAGACUACUAUUUUGGACCUUUUGAACAAUUACCCUGAUGUCAAAACAAUUUUUGAUUUUGUCAUAUGGGUAACUGUCUCAAAAUCUUGGACCAUUAGAAAGCUACAAAAGGAAGUCGGGAUGCGGUUAUCAAUAGCAAUAAAUGCUGACGAGUCUAAUGAUAGAGUUGCAAGUAAAUUAUUUAUGAGACUUGAGGGCAAGAAGUACCUUUUGCUUUUAGACGACGUCUGGAAUGAGGUGGAUUUAAAGGUUGUAGGGUUCCCCAAUGCCAAUCUACAAAAUGGUUGCAAAGUUGUUUUGACAACCAGAAAAAUGGACGUUUGCCGGAAGAUGAGAACUGAUGCUGAAGUACACAUUUCACUUUUGGAAAGCGAAGAAGCGUGGGAGAUGUUUUCCUCUGGAGUGGGUCACGUUGCAACGCUUUCAACCAUCAAGCCGUAUGCCCAAGAUAUUGUUAGAGAAUGUGAUGGCUUACCACUAGCGUUGAAAGUCGUAUGCGGUGCACUACGGAAAGAGGAAAAUGUGUAUGUAUGGAAGAAUUUCUUAAGAGAAUUAAGGUCACCUGCCACAUCUGUCAUUGGGGACUUGAAUGGCAAAGUGUUCAAGGUAGUAAAGGCAAGCUAUGACCAAUUAAAGAAUACUGAAGAGAAAUGCCUUCUGUUCUGUGGAUUGUAUCCAGAAGACGACAUGAUUGAAAAAUCUAGAUUGAUAGGAUAUUGGAGAGCAGAGAGUAUUUUUUCUAGUAAACUUACUUUGGAACAGGCCCUUGAUAAGGGAGAAGCUAUAUUGCAAGCUCUUCUAGAUGCAUCUUUGUUGGAGAAAUGUGAUAAAGAUGACUCUAUAAAGAUGCACGAUGUUGUUCGAGACAUGGUAUUGGCAAUGACUUUCCUGCAAGGAGAGGAACCAACACAUUUGGUGAGAGCUGGAAUUUCUUCGGAGAUGAUUCCAGAGGAGGUGGAAUGGAAAAAUGCAACACGAAUAUCCUUUAUUAAUCAUGACUUGCGCAGCUUGCCAGAAUCGCCAGACUGCCCGAAGCUUUUGACUUUGUUGCUUCAAGGAAAUGAAAAUUUAGAGGUGAUUCCAGAAACUUUCUUUGAUAACAUGCUUAGCCUCCGAGUGUUGGAUCUGUCACGCACCUGUAUUAAAUUGUUGCCAACUUCAAUAUCUAAAUUGGACAAUCUUCGAGAACUAGUCCUUUUAGAUUGCGAAGAUUUGGAGGCUCUCCCCAAAGAGAUUAGUGCACUCAAGGAGCUGGAAGUGCUUUAUGUGGGACGAUCUAAAUUGGAAAUUGCCAGUAGGGGGAUGAAAAGGGAAGAGUUAAUUAUUCCUGUUGAGAUGAUAUGUGGGAUUCCUCAUAUUGAAGUAAUUGAACUUACAAGUCGACUGAGCGAUGAAAGUACAGAAAUUAUUGCGAAAGAACUGAGCAACUUGGGUUCACUUUCUUCUCUUUUGUUUGACUUCCGCAUGGUAGGUAAUCUGCAACACUUCCUGCAAAAUAGCAUACCAUGGAAAGAGAGAAGACUGAUGCAAUUCGUAUUCUUAGCUGGGAAACGUCCACACCAAUUAUACGAACUUGAACCUUGGUUAUUUCAUGAAUGGAGUAAGAAGUAUAACAGGUUUCUAGCUUAUGAAGGAGAAGAAAGGGAUAGUGACCUUCCCCCAGCCAUAGAGGAUGCACUUAACCGUUCAAAUGGCUUUAUAUUAAGCGGGAAUGGAAAACUCAAAGCUCUAUCAGAAUUGGGCACGCGAAACACAAACGAGUUAAGAUUUUGCCGGAUUCGAAAAUGUGUUGCGCUUGAAACAAUAGUCAAUAGAAAUGGGCUUGAAAUGAGUGCUUUUUCUAAUUUAGAAUAUUUGAUUGUGGGCGAACUGUCGAAUUUGAAGUCCAUUCUUUGUUUGGAGAUGGAGGAGGGACAAUCAUCAUCAUCAUCACCACCACCACCAUUAAAUGUAAACAGCUUUACCAAUCUAACAAAAUUGGACGUGUGGUCUUGUCCGCUAAUUGAGUGCCUCUUCUCAAGCAGAUUCAUGCUUCAACAAAUGUCCAACUUGAAAGAGUUGACUGUCGGAUAUUGCAUGGGACUCAUGGGGAUGAUUCCAGAGGAUGAAAAGGUGGAAUAUGAGGCUCUACCCAAAUUGUCUUUUUUGUACCUCGAAGAUUUGCCUGAAUUUGUUAGCCUUUUUGAAGGUGUUCCCACGUGUUGGCAAUCACUGGAUAAAGUGAGAAUAGGGAAUACUCCGAAGCUGAGGAAACUCCCCUUUGACACUAAUAGCGCUCCUAAUUUGAAGGGAAUUAAGGGCUAUCGGGAGUGGUGGGAUGCAUUAAAGUGGGACAAUCAUGCCGCCAAAUUACAACUUUUUAAGUUGGAGCCCUGAAUUUUUAAAAGACCGAAUUGGGAAAAGAGGUUCACCGACAAUGAGAUAAUCCAAUAGUUGAUCUGGAAAAAAUUACUGGCUUUCAAUGCAGAGUAUUGGCUUCCAACUAUGAAAAAGAUGCUCUGCCGAGGCCAAGUAAUUCGUAAGUAUCUCAUGUAACAUAUUUGCACUUAUAUUAUUAGCUUUUUGUAGGGGUAUGCCCCUCUAGCUUGUAUGUUCAUUUGGUUUCCAACGGAAAUUAAUUUACCAAAAAAACAAAAAACAAACUUGUACUAUAUUAUCAGCUUUUCAAUAUUUGUAUGGUUUCAGCUAUGUCCUCUUCCUACGA
Messenger RNA from Rhododendron vialii, 3840 nucleotides. RefSeq names its product disease resistance protein At4g27190-like. The transcript has 4 exons. The record is from RefSeq and is a predicted model, not a curated record. The coding region runs from base 579 to 3512 and encodes 977 amino acids. NCBI's taxonomy places the organism in Eukaryota, Viridiplantae, Streptophyta, Magnoliopsida, Ericales, Ericaceae. Gene Ontology annotation, molecular function: protein binding; ATP hydrolysis activity; ADP binding.